AUGAAGCGCGAUAUCUUUGACCAGUACGAGGCGAGCAAGCGCAGCGGCGGCGCCAAGAAGGUGGGCAAGGGUCCGCCGGACUGCCCCAAGUCGGACGGCAUGUCGCCCUUCACAGGCGUCGUCAUGCUCGGCGGGGAGAUGUACGUGAGGUUGAACGGCACUGAGGGCCAAUGCAGGAGACUGAUUACGCUGGGCGGCGCCAACUUCAGCUCGAUGGUCAACUUCUCUAGGACGUGCGGCCCAGCGGGGGAGUACAAGCGGCGCAUCGCCGAGAACAUCAGCACGAUCUUUUUCCAGGGGGGCCUCGAUUGGGCGAAGCACGACGGCGAGACGAUGGAGGUCGUCACGGAAGAUGGCACGUUCGAGGUCGAUGUCAGCGAGGCCAAGUACGAGAUUUUGUUGGAGUGUUGGAAACGAGGUUGCGAUUGCGAGCAGGCCAAGAAUCCCAUCAUGAAGGCGGUGUUCAUGGCCCUGGCCGUCAUCGCUGUGGGGGGGCUGAGCUACGACUCCCUAAAGGUGGCGUGGGCCAAGAUAGUUGGCGUAAAGCCUCCCAAGCACGUGGAGUGCAAGCAGGGCCACCGGAUGGAGAAAGUGAAGCUCACCAGAACCCACUACUGCGACAUUUGCAGCGUCGCGGGCACGCUCUACCAGUGCAGAGACAAGUGCAACUACGACAUGUGCAAGUCGUGCUACGACGACCGCAAGGGGAAGGUGAAGGCCGCGUACGCCAAGUGGCUGGAGAAGCACCCCGAGGAGAAGAGCAAGAAGAGCAAGAAGGACGACGAGGACGACAAGGACGAGAAGGAGACGGAGACCGAGGACGCCUCCAAGAGCGAGGCAGAGAGCGAGGCCAAGAGCGGCAAGGAGAGCGGCAAGGAGGACGGCAAGAGCGAGGCCAGCGGGGACCAAGGCGAGACGGGCAACGAGCAGGAGGGCGCCGACGAGGGCGCCGCCAGCAAGCAGGAGGGCGAGGAGUGA
Prorocentrum cordatum is the source of this 978-nucleotide messenger RNA. The record is from the annotation of a GenBank genome assembly. Lineage: Eukaryota; Dinophyceae; Prorocentrales; Prorocentraceae.